This is a messenger RNA of Oncorhynchus nerka (sockeye salmon), 4682 nucleotides long. RefSeq names its product synapse differentiation-inducing gene protein 1-like. Gene Ontology annotation, biological process: synaptic vesicle clustering; positive regulation of synapse assembly. The record is from RefSeq and is a predicted model, not a curated record. Bases 1808 to 2656 code for a protein of 282 amino acids. The transcript has 3 exons. Gene Ontology annotation, cellular component: synaptic vesicle membrane; intracellular membrane-bounded organelle; postsynaptic density membrane. NCBI's taxonomy places the organism in Eukaryota, Metazoa, Chordata, Actinopteri, Salmoniformes, Salmonidae.
GUGGUUGUUAGGCCGGUUGGACGGACUGACGAAUUCUCUAAAAUUACUUAGGAGGUAUCUUGUGGUAUGAGAAAUUAACAUUCAGUUCUCUGGCAACAGCUCUGGUGGACAUUCCGGCGUCAGCAUACCAAUUGCACGCUCAACUUGAGACAUUUGUGGCAUUGUGUUGAGUGACAAGCAUUCUAGUGGCCUUCUAUUGUCCCCAGCACAAGGUGCACCUGUAAUGAUCAUGUUGUUUAAUUAGCUUGUUGCUAUGCCACACCUGUAAGGUGGAUUGAUUAUCUUGAGAAAUGAGAAAUGCUCACUAACAGGGGUGUAACAAAUUUGUGCACAAAAUUUGAGAAGUUUUUUGUGCGUAUGGGACAUUUCUGGGAUCUUUUAUUUCGGCUCAUUAAUAACAUAUGACCAACAGUUUACAUGUUGCGUUUUAUAUUUUUGUUCAGUGUAAUAUAUCUUCAGGAAAAGGACUGUGCCAUUAUUGUCCUUAUUGCAAUUAGGCUCAGUUGUGAGUUAAUCCUGUAAAAGCUUGUUCUUGUAAUGGCCACUUAUGUUCAUAUGCUCAGAGAUAGCACUAUGUCAUUGAGCCAAAAUGUGACCAGAGAUUUUGUAAUGUUGAACAGUUGUCCCUUCUAUAGGCUUUAGCUUUGACCUUAGCUUUGAUUUUUGAAGGGGAUAGAAAUGGAAUAGUGGCAGUCCAUUUUAAUUCAACUGGAGCCUUUAAUUUGCUAAUGAACCAUUCAUUUGCUAAUGUUUUGAUAUGUGCUUAAAGGCUGUUGGUUUACUGUCCCUGAGGCAUUGAAUACCAAGCAGCACGUUGAACUCUUUUGCAAAGUACAAAAAAAGCAAACAAAUAAAGGAUUGAACUUGAGCCAAGGGAGUCCCAAUACCUCCCACAUUCAGUGAGGUGUCUAAUUAGUCACAGGAUGCUGCACAAGAAGCAAAAAGCCUCAUCCUGCACACACAGUUUACUGCUGAACCUAGCAAAAAGAGCCUUUCUGUUCCAGGCCUUGGCAAGGUAUAGCAUGCAGAUAGAUAAUGCAAUGGUGGAAUCUAUGGCUCUGACAUGCAACGUUACUGCUUACGCAGGGACUAUUUUGGCAUGGUUGAGGACCAAAAGCUUGCAGGGCUGAGAGGGAAUGAGGGGGGUGAGGUGUGUGCAUGUGCACAUGCAGUCAUGUAUGUGUUUGCCAACAAAAUGCAUUUGUUGGUACACACCCCACCAGAUGAAAUGCAAAGUGAUGUAGGCCUGGGAGUUAAAGUGCCUUAGGCAGCACCAAACCUCUCAGGAUUUAAUGCUUGGCAGGGUUGAUGUUUUGUAACUGGCAGCUGUGCAAUUAAAUCUUCAUAGAGAUGGAUGUUAAUUGAUAAACACUCUUCACUUUUUGAUAACCCCUUUACCUGACCAUGUUUCUGACUGAGCUGGAUUUACCAAAAUAACUCCGCACAAUUAAAUACAUUUACAACUGAGUGCAAGAUUACACGAAAAUAGGCAGAAAGCCAAUCACUGAUUAAACCCCCUCAAAAAACUCUGUUUUUCUCAUCUGAAUUACCAAUUCAGUAACAUGAAUAGAGGAAGCAUGUACAGGCUUUAAGCUCUGUCUGUGUUUUAUACUGCUUUUGAUGGAGGAAAAAACAACAAUGUAAAUCGAAUACAAAAGCCCUUUUUUAUCUGAUAAGCCAUUUUAAUCUGACCUCCCACAGGAGAGUGCAGCCUACCAUCCCAUGCCUUCCCCAACCCAAGGCCCCUAUGAGAGAGGCCUUUAAAGAGGAGGGGAUUUGACCAAACAAUCCAGCUCUGUAAGUCGGGAUGGAGGGUGGACAGGGAGCAGGGUCGUGCUCCAGCCAGGCUGUGGAGGCUGAGUACCCCGCCCAGGGGACAACUUCUCCAGCCAGGGGAGGAGGGGAUGCAGGGCUGGGCUCUUGCAAGCACAACGGACUGAUCAAUACCCACAGUUUGAUGGUGGAGACUAAGGAAGGGCUGGUGUCAGUGUACUCGGGGUCACAAUACCAGGGUCACAUGGUGGUCAACCUAUCCCCCCAGCAGGAGCAGAAUGGCCAGGGAGUGGGCGGAGGAGGGGGACACCCACAGCUGCUCAACCCCAGCGCUCUGCCCCAGGGCAUGGACCCAUGCUUCAGGCCCGACCUGAUCCUGUACUCUGAGAACACGCUGCGGGCCUGGGGGGAUGGAGGAGUCGGGGAUUGCUGUGAGACCACCUUCAUAGAGGACUUGGCAUCCGGUUCCUCUGCCGCCUCCAAGGAUACGCUGAUGUUUGCCGAUGGCAAGUUCCUGGACAUGUCUGUGGAGGAUGCAAAGAUCCAGACCCUGUCCUAUGACGAUGAUGAGUUCCAGGACCUGGAGAGCGAGUACUCGAGCGACUCAGAGAGUGAAGACAAUUUUCUCAUGAUGCCACCGAGGGACCACUUGGGCCUGAGCGUCUUCUCCAUGCUGUGUUGCUUCUGGCCCUUGGGGAUCGCUGCCUUCUACCUGUCCCAUGAGACGAACAAGGCGGUGUCUAAGGGGGACUUACACUUGGCCAGCUCCAGCUCCAGACGUGCCCUCUUCCUGGCUGUGCUGUCAAUCACCAUCGGCACAGGCAUAUAUGUGGGCGUGGCUGUAGCGCUCAUCGCAUACCUCUCCAAGAACCACCACUUGUAGCCUUGCCCUGCCCCCACUGCACUGUACUGACUGCGCUGGGGGUAUGGUUCACUUGGGGGAAUUGAACAAUGGAAUAUGGGCCUGCAAACUAUGGGACUAUCAGGAUGGACAGAACCUGGCCAUAUGGUUGACACAAUUCGUGAGCUCUAACAUGAGGUUCUUGAUACGGAUAAUGGUAUUUUAACGGUCAAGUUAUUCUCUCAUUUUCACCAAGAAAAAACGAAGACUGUUAGUCGUUCCAUUCACGACUUCUUUUUUUUUCUAGAUGUUUCAAAUUGGUUUGAGUUUUACCAAGGCAUAAAACAGCCUGUGAGAGGUCAAACCAACAUGCACUAAAUAUUACCUGUACCAAGAGCAUAUUGUACGUCUUGUUCAAUGCUCAGUUAACGGUGAGUUGUGGAUGUCCAGCUACAUUCACCACACUAACAGUCACAUUUGGCAGCUCCUGUCGUGGAUAAAAGAUGCCACUCAUCCAAACAUUCAACCUGUAUACAUUUAUUCAACGUCACAUUGAAUUGAUCCGUGGAUGUGACAUAGUGCAGCUCAACUGGAUCAUUUCUCGGUUGAAUAUUACAAAUUCUAUAAAGUAAUGUGAUGGUUUAUAUACGGUGCCUACAGAAAGUAUUCACACCGCUUGAUUACAGCCUGAAUUUAAAAUGCAUUCAAUUGAGGUUUUCAUUGCCACUGGACUACACACAAUAACCCAUAAUUUUUAUUUUACCUUUUUUUUACUAGCCAAGUCAGUUAAGAACAAAUUCUUAUUUUCAAUGACAGCCUAGGAACAGUGGGUUAACUGCCUGUUCAGGGGCAGAACAACAGAUUUUGUACCUUGUCAGCUCAGGGAUUUGAACUUGCAACCUUUCAGUUACUAGUCCAAUGCUCUAACCACUAGGCUACCCUGCCGCCCGGUCAAAGUGGAAUUGUGUUUUCGGACAUUUUUACAAAUUCAUUAAAAAAAUUACAAGCUGAAAUGUCUUCAGUCAAUAAGCAUUCUACCCCUUUUGCUAUGGCAAGCCUAAAUAAGUUGAGUAAAAAUUAUGCUCCCAUAAUAAGUUCCAUGGACUCUGUGUGCAAUAAUAGUGUUUAGCAUGAUUUUUGAAUGACUACAUCAUCUCUGUACACCACACGUAAAAUUACCUGUUUGGGGGGGGCAGACAUUGAAUAUCCCUUUGAGCAUGCUGAAGUUAUUAAUUACACUUUGGAUGGUGUGUCAAUACACCCAGUCACUACAAAGAUACAGGCCUCCUUCCUAACUCAGUUGACAGAGAGGAAGAAAACCUCUCAGGGAUUUCACCAUGAAGCCAAUGGUGACUUCAAAACAGUUAUAGAGUUUAAUGGCUGUGAUAGGAGAAAACUGAGGAUGGAUCAACAACAUUAUAGUUACUCCACAAUACUAACCUGAGUGAAAAGAAGGACGCUUGUGGGGUAUUGUGUGUAAAUGUGUGAGAAAGAAAAUCUAUUGAAUCCAUUUUGAUUUCAGGCUGUGUAGCAACAAAAUGUGGAAUAAGUCGAGGGGUAUAAAUACUUUCUGAAGGCACUGUACAUUAAAGUGACACCACACUCCAAUACAGUAUCUUGGUGGCCCUAUUAUCUCAAGGGAGAACUGAUGUUUCCUCGCAGCACAAUAUUUUUUAACACGUUUCACACCUGAAACGUGAAGCUUUUGUUGUAUCCCUACGACGACAUGCUUUUGUGUUCCGUCCGGGAUAGGAAGUGCACAGGCUGCAGCUCCCCAACAGAACCAGCAUACACAGAGAUACAGUACCUCAAUGUUGAUAGGCACAAAUAAGGGGGGGGGGGGGAAAGCAGACGGGUCCUUGGAGGCAGAAGUCAUGCUGUAAAUACCUCUAUGCUUUUUAUAGACAUACUGGAAUAGAUGUGAUACAUCAUUUUUUUUUUUGCAAUAUUUUUUUCUUCUCCUGCUGUAUACUGCUACUAUGUCAACUGUCAAUGUUUUGGAGACUCAUUGGGAGAGUCAGUGUUUGACAUAAAAGUGCUUGCAAAUUAAAUGUAGUGUUAUGUCUGA